AUCUUCCAUCUUCGAAGGCACCCAGAGAAACAUAUCGCAGACAUCCGCACUUGAGUCGUUGAGCAGAGUUGCUACCGGUCAGAUCUUCCCAACCCGCCGGCGGCGAUGGCUGCUCCUCCCGCGACAUCCUCCGCGGUCGCAAAUCCCUCCCCCUGCGCGCGGCUGCCCAGCGCGUCUCUGCGUGCGCCGAGAGCCGCCGCCGUCUCCUUCCCCUCACGCCCACGGCCGGCCGCACUGGCCGCACGAACUCGGCAGUCGCGGCGCCUGGACGUGGCCGCCGCCGCGGGGCACCAGAAGCUGAUGGGGUCGCUGACCAACACCGAGGGGCUCAGGUUUGGGGUGGUUGUGGCACGGUUCAAUGAGAUUGUGACAAGCUUGCUACUGCAGGGGGCCCUGGAGACAUUUGAGCGAUACUCUGUCAAAGCGGAAAAUAUAACAGUUGUUAGUGUUCCUGGAAGCUUCGAAGUUCCUGUUACGGCACAAAAGCUUGGGAAGUCUGGAAAAUUUGAUUGCAUUCUGUGCAUUGGAGCUGUGAUUAGAGGUGACACAACCCACUAUGAUGCUGUUGCAAACUCUGCUGCAUCAGGUGUACUCUCUGCUGGAUUGUCUGCUGGUAUUCCUUGCGUAUUCGGUGUUCUAACCUGUGAAGAUAUGGACCAGGCUCUAAAUCGUGCUGGUGGCAAGGCUGGAAACAAGGGUGCCGAAGCUGCUAUUACUGCUAUUGAGAUGGCCUCGCUGUUCCGGCAUCACUUAGGCUGAGACCCGGUGGAUACCGAUUUCUUUGAGAGACAACCUUUCCUUGCAUCCAUGGCUAACAGAGCUAGUUUUGGCUAGUAGAGGUUUUUGCCGCAGGCUAGCAUUUAUGGUGCUGUUCCCAAAUGCUUGUUUUCUUUGUUGAUGAUUUGCAAGGCUCAAGAGGCCUGUUGUUCAACUGUGAUCUGUGAGAGACUUGAGACCAUGAAUAAUUGUCACGUAGUGCGGCUCAUGCUCAUGAAUAAAAGCUGCUUUCUUGCA
Phragmites australis (common reed) is the source of this 1014-nucleotide messenger RNA. RefSeq names its product 6,7-dimethyl-8-ribityllumazine synthase, chloroplastic-like. Lineage: Eukaryota; Viridiplantae; Streptophyta; Magnoliopsida; Poales; Poaceae. The record is from RefSeq and is a predicted model, not a curated record. Gene Ontology annotation, biological process: riboflavin biosynthetic process. The transcript has 8 exons. Gene Ontology annotation, cellular component: intracellular anatomical structure; riboflavin synthase complex. The coding region runs from base 106 to 759 and encodes 217 amino acids. Gene Ontology annotation, molecular function: 6,7-dimethyl-8-ribityllumazine synthase activity.